CCACACCCCUGCCUCCGGGGCCACUUAAGACAGAGCCAACAUUGGGACAACUGCUUCUCCUGAGCAUUUCUGGAGCAGAAGCUCUUCUCACAGAGGGAGGGACAGAGCGGGCAGCGGGCACCAUGGAGCCCCCUUUGGUCCUUCCCCGAGGAGGACGGGUCCCCUGGCAGGACCUCCUGCUGGCAGUCUCGCUCUUAACCCUCUGGAACCCUCCCACCACUGCCCAAGUCACUGUGGAGUCUGUGCCGCCCAGUGCUACCGAAGGGAAGGACGUCCUUCUGCAAGUUCACAAUCUGCCUAGGGAUACUGGACGCUUCAGCUGGUUCAAAGGGGCCACAACAGAGGAGAACCGUCGUAUUGUAUCAUAUAUAGUAGAUGUAAGAGUUAUUAUCCCAGGACCUGCACACAGCGGCAGAGAGACAGUGUACCCCAAUGGAUCCCUGCUCUUCCGGAACAUCACCCUGAAUGACACAGGAUACUACACUCUACAAAUUGUAGAUAGAAAUUAUGAAGUGGCACAAGUAACUGGACGGCUCCGCAUAUUCCAGCCCUUGGCCCAGCCCACUCUCCAUGCCAGCAACACCACAGUCACAGAAGACAAGGACUCUAUGGUCCUGACCUGCUCCACAAGUAACCCUGAGGUCUCUAUCGGGUGGCUCUUCAAUGGGCAGAGUCUAAAGCUCAUGGAGAGGAUGACACUGUCCCAGGACAACAGCACCCUCACCAUACGCCCUGUCAGGAAGGAGGAUGCCGGGAAUUACCAGUGUGAAGUCUCCAACCCAGGCGAUUCCAGGAAAAGUGACCCUGUGAUGCUGGCUGUGAGCUAUGAAGGAAGCACCACAGGCUUCCCUGUGGGGUCCAUAGUUGGCAUUACAGUUGGGGUCCUGGUCGGACUGGCACUGGUGGCCACCUUAGGCUGUCUCCUGCUCCGCACAAGGACUGGAAGGGCCAGUGGCUGGCGUGACCUCAGAGAGCUCUGCUGCCCGGCUCCCAAACCCCGGCAUGGUCCAACCAGCAGCUCCAAAUCCCAGGACUCCCUGCCCGGCCCCACAACAGCCAUUCCUAUCUACCAGUUUCCGCAGGUCCUGGGGGCCGCUGAGACCCAGGACUCUAGGUGGGGUCAGGAGCCACAGCCUGUGCCAGAGAACCAGCUCUAGGCCCUGAGGAUAUUCAGGAACAUGGACCCAGGGUCAGGUUCAUCACCUUCCUUCUCUACCAACCGAUGGGGGCAGCCUGGACUUGGUCCUUUGAACGUGGAGUCACUUCCUACAGUGAUGUCCACAGCACCCUCACUGCCCUGAGUGAUGGAGACAGAGGCCAGUGCACACUCCCUGCAGCCGUUUCCACCCCUUCCUUUUUUUUUUUUUUUAAGAUUUUAUUUAUUUAUUUUUUGAAAGACAGAGAUCACAAGUAGGCAGAGAGGCAGGCAGAGAGAGGAGGAAGCAGGCUCCCUGCUGAGCAGAGAACCUAAUGUGGGGUUCGAUCCCAGGACCCUGAGAUCAUGACCUGAGCCGAAGGCAGUCGCUUUAACCCACUGAGCCACCCGGGCGCCCCACCCCUUCCUUUUUUGUAAGGCUCCUUGUCAUGAAUGGAAAGUGUGGGACAGAACUAGAGCAAGACUCCCAAGCCCUGGGGGUAUCAGCACCAUGGACAGUAUCCCAGCCAAGCUCCUCCCAGGAGUUGAGCUGGGAGGAGACAAUGAGGGACUGCCGGAGAGGCUGCACAUUUGUAUUCUACAGAAGGAUGCCAUGAGGCCGAAUGAUUCGGCUCUAUCAUAAACCCUUUGCACAUGUCCAGCUGUUACUUGUUGGCACAUCCAUUUCAGCUCCCUGCUUGGCUGAUUGCUGCCCCCAGAGGGUGGCCUCUGGGAGGCUGGGAGUGAGCUCCAGCCUCCUGGGGGAACCUCCUAGCCCCUGAGGGCCAGGCCCCUCUCUUGUCUACAAUAAGGAAGGAAUGUUUCAUGGGCAUCUUCGGACCCUUGGUGCAUGACCUUGGAAACACACCCAUCAGCCAGCCUGGAGCAUCCCUGAGCACAGGGUCCUGUUUCCCAAGCCCCAGGUGAGCCCCCCAGGCAGCAAGGCUGAACAGAACCCUGGGCUGUUCUCCCAGCUGCUCCUAGCUGAGCCCUGUGUCUGAUUUCAGGGUCCUUUGCCAUCUGCUUGCCCUUCCCAGCAGAGCAAACAUUCCACCCAAGGGACAAAAGGGGCCUGAAGAUCUCCCAGGGUAGAAUCCAACAUCUGAGAGUUUCUGCAUCUCCCUGCGACCCCCUCAGAGGAAGAGAAAAUGCUAGGACUCUCACAGUCACCCCCAUCUUCCUCUUUCCCAUCCACAUCCCACCCACAGAACCAACUCUAAUGCUACAGACCCAGCCCUGCCCUUCGUGGGGCUCAGGUCCAUUAUGUCCACUCACAGUGACCAACAUGAGGGUCACCUGGGUGCUCUUAUCUUUACUAUUUCUUUCCUUCUGCUUUUAGUUGGGUUCACUUUGCUCUUAUUUUUCUAGUUCUUGUGGUAGGAACUCUGAUUGUUGAUUUGAGAUAUUUCCUCUUUUAUAAUGUAAGCAUUUCAUACUACAAAUUCCCCUCUCAGUACAGCAUAAGCGGCAUCCCAAAAUGGUGGGUGUGUGUGUUUUUAUUUUAUUUUGUGUAUUUUGUAGGGGCACCUGGGUGGCUCAGUCAGUUAAGCAUCUGCCUUCAGCUCAGGUCAUGAUCCCAGGGUCUUAGGAUCAAUCCCUGUGUUGGACUCCCUGUUCACCGGGGAGCCUGCUUCUCCCUCUCCCUCAGUGAUUCCCCUACCAAAUAAAAAACUAAAAAGUCUUUUAAAAAUCUCUGUAUUUUGGGGCGCCUGGGUGGCUCAGUGGGUUGAGGCCUCUGCCUUCGGCUCGGGUCAUCGUCCCAGGGUCCUGGGAUCAAGGCCCGCAGCGGGCUCUCUGCUUAGCAGGGAGCCUGCUUCCUCCUCUCUCUGCCUACUUCUUAUCUCUGUCUGUCAAAUAAAUAAAUAAAUAAAUAAAUAAAUAAGAUCUUUUUAAAAAAAAUCUCUUUAUUUUUCUAUUUCCCUUGAUA
Molecule: messenger RNA, 3062 nt
Organism: Mustela lutreola (European mink)
Lineage: Eukaryota; Metazoa; Chordata; Mammalia; Carnivora; Mustelidae
Product: carcinoembryonic antigen-related cell adhesion molecule 21-like
Exons: 8
Coding region: 123-1157 (344 amino acids)
Biological process (GO): regulation of immune system process; signal transduction
Cellular component (GO): cell surface; plasma membrane
Molecular function (GO): protein tyrosine kinase binding
Source: RefSeq, a predicted model, not a curated record